Molecule: messenger RNA, 498 nt
Organism: Hibiscus syriacus
Lineage: Eukaryota; Viridiplantae; Streptophyta; Magnoliopsida; Malvales; Malvaceae
Product: cytochrome c oxidase subunit 5C-like
Exons: 2
Coding region: 115-306 (63 amino acids)
Source: RefSeq, a predicted model, not a curated record
AAAAAACAAGUUGUUAAAGAAGUAAAGCCUCAUUUCUCUGGGACGGCUGUAGCCAUCGGAUUCCAUCCUUGGUUCAUCGACACAGUUUCGUUCAGAUUCAACUACAGAAGCGAAAUGGCUGGUGGGAGAGUUGCUCAUGCUACCUGGAAAGGACCAAGUGUUGUUAAGGAGAUAGUUAUCGGGAUAACGCUUGGCCUUUGUGCUGGUGGGCUUUGGAAGAUGCAUCACUGGAAUGAGCAGAGGAAAGUGAGAGCAUUCUACGACAUGCUCGAGAAAGGUGAAAUCAGUGUUGUUGCAGAAGAAUAAAUGUUUUAAUAUCUUAUGAAUUGUCGACAGCUUCAGCUGCAUUUUGUUUUAUUAUAUUCCCCUUCAUUUGGCUCUUAUAUCGAUGAUGAGAAACUCCAUUUGAAUAAUUUCAUCUCAUGAUCUUGAUUUCAGUAUUAGCUUUGCGAAUUGUGCCCUUGUGGCUUCUUCUAUAAAAAAGGUUUCUUCUGCAUC